Molecule: messenger RNA, 187 nt
Organism: Closterium sp. Naga37s-1
Lineage: Eukaryota; Viridiplantae; Streptophyta; Zygnematophyceae; Desmidiales; Closteriaceae
Source: the annotation of a GenBank genome assembly
ACAUGAGCUUGCCAGGCAACUCCCCUUCACGCAGCUCCUUGACCCCGGCCAUGAGCGUGACCCUCUCCUGUUCCGAGGCGAGGUAUGCCGCCAGCUUGGACUCCUUGACCUUCAGCUCCUCCUUCCGGGCGGAGCAGUAGGGGUUUCUCAUCACCUCCUGCUGCAAAACCGCAACCGCCUCAUCCAG